Messenger RNA from Emericellopsis cladophorae, 861 nucleotides. Its product is annotated as fructose-bisphosphate aldolase. The transcript has a single exon. Bases 1 to 861 code for a protein of 286 amino acids. Gene Ontology annotation, biological process: carbohydrate metabolic process. Gene Ontology annotation, molecular function: aldehyde-lyase activity; zinc ion binding. The record is from RefSeq and is a predicted model, not a curated record. Lineage: Eukaryota; Fungi; Ascomycota; Sordariomycetes; Hypocreales; Bionectriaceae.
AUGCCCAAGAACAGAGCCCUCGAGAUCAUUGAUGCCGCAGCGGCCGGCGGCUACGCCGUCAUGGGCACAUGCUGCUACAACAUUGAGGGCAUCAUCGCGUCCGUCCGGGCCGCCGAGGCGCAACGCUCGCCCGUCAUCAUCCAGCUGUUCCCCUGGGCGAUUGAGUACGCCGACGGGCUCCUCCUCCACGCGGCGCGCGAGGCGGCCGACAAGGCCUCGGUCCCCGUCGCCGUGCACAUGGACCACGCCCAGAGCCCCGAGAUCAUCCGCCGCGCCGCGGCCCUGGGCGGCUUCGACGGCAUCAUGGUCGACAUGAGCCACUACGAAAAGGAGGACAAUAUGCGCCUGACGAGGGAGCUGGUCGGGUACCUCCACGAGCGGGGCAUCAUCAGCGAGGCCGAGCCGGGCCGCAUCAACGGCGGCGAGGACGGCGUCAGUGACACGGGCGACCUCGAGGGCAUCCUCACCACGCCCGAGCAGGCCGAGGAGUUUAUGGACCUGGGCAUCGACUGGCUCGCCCCGGCCUUUGGCAACGUCCACGGCAAGUACGGGCCCAAGGGGCCGCAGCUCGACUACCCGCGCCUGGCGUCCAUCUUUGCGGCGACGAGCAAGCGCGGCGUCAACCUCGUGCUGCACGGUGCCAGCGGCGAGGCUUUUACGGAGGAGAUUUACCGCGAGUGUGUCAAGAAUGGCAUGCGCAAGGCGAAUGUGAAUGACGCCUUUAAUGUCGAGUUUACGAGGGUCAUGAGGGAGAAGGCGGACAAGGUGCCGCUCACGACGCUGCUCGAGGAGGCGACGAGUGCGAUGCAGGUGGUCAUGGAGAAGCUCAUGCGGUGGAUGGGGUCGGCGGGGAAGGCAUAA